Suricata suricatta (meerkat) is the source of this 942-nucleotide messenger RNA. RefSeq names its product olfactory receptor 10G3. Gene Ontology annotation, cellular component: membrane. Lineage: Eukaryota; Metazoa; Chordata; Mammalia; Carnivora; Herpestidae. The record is from RefSeq and is a predicted model, not a curated record. Bases 1 to 942 code for a protein of 313 amino acids. Gene Ontology annotation, molecular function: G protein-coupled receptor activity; olfactory receptor activity. The transcript has a single exon. Gene Ontology annotation, biological process: G protein-coupled receptor signaling pathway.
AUGGAAAGAGUCAACAGCACAUCGUUGACUGAGUUCAUUCUCACAGGAAUUCCUUACCCACUCAGACUGAGGACGUUUCUGUUUGUGUUCUUUUUGCUAAUCUACAUCCUGACUCAGCUGGGAAACCUGCUUAUUCUGGUCACUGUCUGGGUAGACCCGCAGCUCCAUGCCCGUCCCAUGUACAUCUUUCUUGGUGUUCUCUCCAUCAUUGACAUGGGCAUCUCUACGACCAUUGUCCCUCGCCUCAUGAUGAAUUUCACUCUAGGCAUCAAACCCAUCCCAUUUGGUGGCUGUGUUGCUCAACUCUAUUUCUAUCACUUUUUGGGCAGCACCCAGUGCUUCCUCUACACCCUGAUGGCCUACGAUAGGUACCUGGCAAUAUGCCGACCCCUGCGCUACCAUGUUCUCAUGAAUGCUAAGUUGAGUACCUUGCUUGUGGCUGGAGCUUGGGUGGCAGGAUCCAUCCAUGGGGCUCUCCAUGCUAUCCUAACGUUCCGUCUGCCCUACUGUGAGCCAAACCAGGUAGAUUACUUCUUCUGUGACAUCCCUGCAGUUUUGAGGCUAGCCUGUACUGAUACAACAGUCAAUGAGCAAGUGACCUUUGUGGACAUUGGGGUGGUGGUUGCCACUUGCUUCUCCCUGAUCCUCCUCUCCUAUGUACAGAUCACUCAGGCCAUCCUGAGAAUCUGUACAACUGAUGGGCGUCGCCGAGCCUUUUCAACCUGUGGAGCCCACGUAACCGUGGUAACCGUGUACUAUGUGCCCUGUGCCUUCAUCUACCUGAGGUCUGAAACCAACAGCCCCCUGGAUGGGGCAGCCGCCUUAUUUCCCACAGCCAUCACUCCUUUCCUCAACCCCCUCAUCUACACUCUGCGGAACCAAGAGGUAAAACUGGCCCUGAAGAGAAUCAUAGGAGGCCCUGAGACUAAGAGUGAGGUUUGA